Molecule: messenger RNA, 3302 nt
Organism: Synchiropus splendidus (mandarinfish)
Lineage: Eukaryota; Metazoa; Chordata; Actinopteri; Syngnathiformes; Callionymidae
Gene: rsph10b
Product: radial spoke head 10 homolog B
Exons: 18
Coding region: 596-2818 (740 amino acids)
Source: RefSeq, a predicted model, not a curated record
GCUCUUAUGAUAGACAAUGCAAAAUUGCAUUGAGGUAUUUCGUUUCAACAGUGAACGGAUGAUAUUACGUACAGUGAAAUGCGCAGGCUGCGCGCAGUAGCUAUUCUCAAGAAGAUCAUUUGUCGUGCGCAACGCGCAUCAUAUUUUUCUUAAUAUUAGUGUAAGUUAUCGCUUUAAAACGGGUAGGUAACUACAGUAGUCUCAUUGCAAAGUAAUACAAAAAGUAAUAAUGAUUCAUGAAGUAUAGUAUCAGGCUGAAUUAAAACAUGAGCACGUCAUUUGUAACUCAAUAAGUAUAAUUUUUGAUGUGAUAUUUAUCCUGAUAAAACACGUACGUUAUGUGACAUGUGCCGCUUAUAUUAAUCAGAUUUAAAUUCGGAAAAAAACAUCUAUAUCCUUGCUGUUUGGCCGAUUUGUUGAUCCAUGUGACUUUAAUCGCUCGUUUUAAAGUACCUUAUCAAAGUCGCUAUUGCGUUUUAAAUUGUGACGACCGCGUAUUUAAAGCUUAGCCAAAAAAAGCUCGCGGUUCAGUCACUCAGGUGCGAUUUUCUUGGGUUAAACUUCACUGUUGUCGUCAACACGCUCAGUCGUUGCCAUGGAUACGAAGCAAGCGCGUCCGACUCUUAAAAAAGAAGGUGAAAAAUCUUCCAAGGUUAACGCUUAUAAAAAGGCAGAUGGCAGGAUGACAUCCCGGAAGAAGUCGAAGAAAACGAAGCACGGCUCCUUGAAAUCGAAUGCGAUUGAGGAGCAGUUGAGUCUGUUCGAAGAGCCUUUGACUGUGGGACUGAUCGAAGAUGACUAUUUCCACCAGCUGCCCACUUUCUCCCAUCUGACCAUCAGAAAAUACACGGGGGAAAUGAGUGAGGACUUGUUUCACGGAGAAGGUGUUGCCGUAUUUGCGGAAGGACAUGUGUACAAGGGGAGGUUUUCCAAGGGAAUCAUUGAAGGAAGUGGUGUUUUUACUUGGGCCGAUGGCGUCACAUAUGAGGGAGAAUUUGUGCGCAACCUGCCGACUGGGGAAGGUCUGUACACAUGGUCAGAUGGCAGCUACUACAAAGGGAGCGUGUACAAUGGUGUCCGACAUGGAAGUGGGACGUACAAGAAUGCCCAAAAUGGUGUGGUGUACAUAGGACAGUGGCAGCAAAGCAAGAGACAUGGGAGGGGGGAGGUGUACUACAACAAGGACCAGACAUCUUGGUACAAAGGUGACUGGAUGAUGAACAACAGAGAGGGCUGGGGAGUGCGAUGCUACCCCUCUGGCGAUGUCUACAUCGGCCAAUGGAAGAACAACCUGCGGCACGGGGAGGGCUCCUUGUGCUGGCAGGAGCUGGAGCAGCAGUAUGAUGGAGGCUGGCAGGAGGGAUUACAGCAUGGACAGGGCACACAUGUCUGGCUGCUGCGGAGAAUGGACGGAUCCUUGUACUGCCAGAGCAAUAGGUACACAGGAGACUUCCUGAUGGGAAAGCGACACGGGCGGGGAACCUUUUACUAUGCGAGUGGUGCCAUCUAUGAGGGGGAGUGGAAGAACAACAGGAAACACGGGCAGGGCAAAUUCACAUCAAAGGACUGCCAUGUUUAUGAAGGAGAGUUUGUGGACGACCAACUGGUGAUGCCCGACCUGAGCGGAAGCAGAGCGCUCACUCCACACUGUGCGCUGACCAUGUCAGGUAACACUCAGUCCGUGUUGGACACAGACAUGACCUUAAGCAUUGCGUCCUUUCUGGAGAACUUUCCCCUGAGCAAACGAGAGACGGAGCACAGACAGGUGGAGUUUGUAAUCCUGAGGUACAACAGAGAACUGAGGGCCAUCUACACAUGGUACAGCAGACUAGGACGGACUCAAACCCCGGAUAACAUCUUCCAGCUCUCCCACAUACAGCGCUGGCGUCUCCUGAAAGACUGCCAUAUCCACCACCAUGGAUACAGCCUCACACAGCUUGACCGCCUCGUGAGAGAGCAGAGCAACAUCGAGGAGAAUUCCUCUCCCUCCUCCACCCUGCUUCUUCGUCGACUCCUCAGCUACCUGGUGAUCAUCGCUUACCACAUCUACAACGAGCAAAUGUCAACAGAAAAACACAUUUUGGCUGCCUGCUUAACUAAACUCUUGACGCACAGUGUUCUGCCCAACACUUCAGCAGAGAAACGGGUGAAAGGGUUCGUCUUCGGUUGUCCUGAGCGAGGAGUGUUCGCAGCAACAUUCAUCCCUAGGUGCUGGGAAAUCUUUCAGGUUUACUGUAAAGAUGAUUUAAACACCACCGAUCCCCCAACCAUGACUUGUCGGGAACUUCUGUGGAUGUUCCAGAAAUUCAAUCUGUUCAGCACCAAGUUGACCACAAAGAUGUUGAUCAAGAUCAUCACAGCAGAGAGUCUAGACCCCAAGAACCUCUCAGUUGAGCUGCAACAUGAGAUGAACUUUCUGGAGUUCUUCGAGGUCCUGAUCGGAUGUGCUGGGCUGGACUGUCAGCGGAUCCGCCUCAAUAAGAAGAGCCAGUCUAAUGGAGCUUCAUCGAGCUGGGACAGUCCAGUGGAUCAGAACAGAACCCAGGCGUGUCAGUCAGCUGAAUCCUCAUCACAUUUGACACAAGCAGCAGCCGAUCUGUGCCCAGGAAAUGAUUGUGUCUGCCCUGAAAUCCAGGCAGUGGAGGCUACAAAAGACCCUGACCUGGAACUCUGGAUUCAGAUGGUCCAGCAGUUCUUCAACUAUCUCUUCUUUCCCAUGUCGGAACAUUACCUGCUAAUCAGCCGGAAAGUGAGGGAGGACAAGAUGAGUGCAGCUGAGGCAACUGAGCAAAAGGGCGAGGCUGUGGAGUUAAACUAGUGCUGUGGGGUAAACGGAUGACACAGUAAGAUGUAUGCACAACUGCUCAGUACCAUAGAAGCUUGUUCAUCGUUGUACAAAGAGGAUGGGAUGUGUUUUGUGAAUGCAUUUGUUAGCAUCAAAAGAAAACGAGCUCGUUCGUAAAAGGAGUCGCUCUUUUAUUUCCAGUAAGCACUCACUAUUUACAAGCCACACAUGAUGACAUCAUACUUUAGACUCAGCAAAACCCGAUCAGGUGCAUGUUAAUUUUAAAUUCAGCUCUGACAAAUUCAAAAUUAAACUAAACAUAUUUUUAUUUAAACAAAACAAACAACAGUUAUGUACAAAGACAAUGGGACUUCAGCAUGGUAAAAAUCUGCAUUAAUUACAUCUGAAAAUUACAAUUGUGGAAUAUUAAAUAAAAAAGAAAAACUAAAAAAUAUGAAAGCUUUGUAUUUAUUUUUUACCUUAAAAUGCAAUUAUUGCAUUACACUGGCUGCUGCCA